This is a messenger RNA of Sinocyclocheilus grahami, 926 nucleotides long. Its product is annotated as hypoxanthine-guanine phosphoribosyltransferase-like. NCBI's taxonomy places the organism in Eukaryota, Metazoa, Chordata, Actinopteri, Cypriniformes, Cyprinidae. The coding region runs from base 282 to 926 and encodes 214 amino acids. The record is from RefSeq and is a predicted model, not a curated record. The transcript has 5 exons. Gene Ontology annotation, cellular component: cytosol. Gene Ontology annotation, molecular function: hypoxanthine phosphoribosyltransferase activity; DNA-binding transcription factor activity; magnesium ion binding. Gene Ontology annotation, biological process: regulation of DNA-templated transcription; GMP salvage; IMP salvage.
UGCCCUGUCAGACCCAUUCGGUGCUGGGACAGAAACGCGCUGACUCGGUUUCUCUGCUGGUAAAGCACAGGGUGCCAGCAUAGACAUGUCUAUGGGUGCCACGGCUCAGUCAGAUUAGUGGGUAGCAUGGAUUGUGACGUAAGGGUUUAGGAAGCGUCGCGUUGACUUCAUGCAAAGCAGACGAGCGCUUCAUCCGGACGCGAGCAGACCGAGCCGCUCUCCUCCAGCUGACCGACGCCGGCAUGAGUCCACCGACACCGACCUGAAGGACAAACAGCAGAAUGGCCGCGUAUCUGGAGAUAGCUGAUGACAGCAAAGGGCACGAACUGAGUCUUUUCUGUGUACCGAAACACUACGAGGAGCAUUUGGACAGUGUCAUUAUACCCAAUGGCCUCAUUAAGGACAGGACUGAAAGGUUGGCCAGAGAUAUCGUUCGGGACAUGGGCGGGCAUCAUAUCGUGGCCCUUUGCGUUCUGAAAGGAGGGUACAAGUUCUUUGCGGACCUGAUGGAUUACAUCAAGACAUUGAAUCAAAACAGAGAUAAAUCUGUGCCACUGACUGUGGAUUUCAUCAGACUAAAGAGCUACUCGAAUGAUCAGUCUACAAACUGUGUGAAGGUUAUCGGUGGAGAUGAAUUAUCUGCCCUUACUGGCAAAAAUGUGCUCAUAGUAGAGAGACGAGAGACCGAGGACGGAGGUGAGCGCUGGUGUCUGAUCUGUGGGGACCGGGCAUCCGGGCUGCACUAUGGCAUCAUUUCCUGUGAGGGGUGUAAGGGCUUCUUCAAACGCAGUAUUUGCAACAAGCGCAUCUACCGCUGCAACAGAGACAAGAACUGCCAGAUGUCCCGCAAGCAACGCAACCGCUGUCAGUACUGUAGACUGCAGAAAUGCCUUCAGAUGGGAAUGAACCGCAAGGUGUUGUAUUGA